Drosophila hydei is the source of this 953-nucleotide messenger RNA. Its product is annotated as venom allergen 5-like. NCBI's taxonomy places the organism in Eukaryota, Metazoa, Arthropoda, Insecta, Diptera, Drosophilidae. The coding region runs from base 14 to 838 and encodes 274 amino acids. The transcript is spliced from 4 exons. The record is from RefSeq and is a predicted model, not a curated record.
UAACUGAAGCAAAAUGAAUGUGUUAAUUUUGUUCCCAGCAUUGCUUUGUGCAAUGUACUUUCUUCUGGCAGUUGCUCAGGAGGAGAUAGCGACAGGACCCAAUAAUCCCUAUUGCCUGCCUCAACUCUGUCCUCGGGCUAAGCGUCAUAUUGCCUGUGAGAAGCCGCCAGCGGACGUGAACAAAGCGUGCAAUAUUCAGAAGAGCGAGUCAGUGAAUCUCACCAAAUACGUUGACAAUAUUCUCAAGGCGCACAACGAGUAUCGUCAGCGCUUAGGCAAUGGCCGGAAUAUGACUCUGCCAAGAGCCGCGCGCAUGGUUGUGAUGCAGUGGAGCGAGGAGUUGGCCACGUUGGCUAGCUACAAUGUACGCAUGUGCAAGGCAAAGCACGACGAUUGCCACAACACGGCCAACUUCAAGAACUCUGGCCAAAACAUCAUUAUGUUCAACAUGACUCGUCUGGUGGAAGAUGACUUGAUGGAGAAGAUGUAUCCCCAGCUAAUCACCAUCGGCGCUCGCACUUGGUGGUCGGAGCACCUCAACAGCAGUCGCAUGAUGACAGCUGCAGAUGUGGAACACAACCCAUGCUCCGCUAUAAAGCCCUACCAACAUCAAUCGUUUCGCCACUUUGCGGUGAUGGCCAUCGAAAAUAAUACGCAUGUUGGCUGCGCCGGGCUGCGAUAUGAGUCGAAAGAUAUAUCGUAUUUCAAGCUGACCUGCAACUAUGCCGAGAAUUAUAUCUGUGGUCGGCCGAUCUAUCAUUUCCGCGCCGUGGGUUGCACCACUGGGGCCAACGCACAAUACAAAGCCCUCUGCUCCAAAAAGGAAAUAUUUGCCUAAAUGCCUUACUGCCUAAAUAGCCCUAGAGCUAGAUAUAACAAUAUAUGUAGCCCUACAACGAACCGCAAAUAAAUUUAAAUGAGCAUCCGCUUGCUGUGUCGGAUUGUGAAAUUAA